AAAUGAAAGUCCACCUGACAGCAUUGUUUGUUUGUUAUUUUCGCUGCUCGUCGGCGAGAGCAUCGUUUGCUAGUUAAACGCGCAGUCGUAAUUCGUUCGGUUCGGUGUUUGUGCGCGUCGUGAGUGUAAAUAGUGUAUUGUGUAGUAAAUAGUGAAAUUUUAUUGUUAUUUGUACAAAAUGUGUCCUGAAUAUUGUAAAAAUAAGUGCCGGGAAAUUUUGCCUAUAAGCGAACAAAUACAGCUCCAAAAAUGAUUGCUUAUCAUCAUGCGUAAGCAAGCGUACAGUAGCGAAGCUCAAGCCAACAGUGGAGCAAAAAUUUCCGACACAAUAUGCGCGCAGCAUAAAAAAGUGCUAACAGCAAGCAUAAAAACUACAUUAAAUUCAAUAAUUGUAGACAAACUUUGCGAAUAAUUCAAUUCGUGGGCGCCCGAAAUUAUGCAUUAACGGUACUUAAGCGGUUCCGAGUGUUUAAAAACGUUUUAGCACCAAAAACGCACAGACAACACAACUUAAUGUCUCAGUUGUAAUUAAGUUCGCAACAAAUGCAAGCUAAAAUGUUGUUGUUGCGGCAGCAGUUGUGUGCCAAAUAGUAAAAAAAGAAAAUUAUGUGCAGCUCAACAAAUUGAAGUUGUAAAAAUAAAGUGUCUACGUGGCGGCAGCGCGAGUGUUUCAAAGUUUGCCACAUUAAAAGCAGCAACAACAUGCUUGCAUUGGCGGCAAUGCAGAAGAUUAUUAAAACAUAAUUUAAGGGCGAAAGUUGCGGGAUAACGCAAAAGGUAGCGGAGAUAUUCGAGAAAGAAGUGUAAACGCCCCAAAGUAGGCAACACAAAUAAUAUUUUAAGUGCGCUGGUAAAUAGCGCAAAAGCGAAAGCAAAGUAAACAUCACAAGUAUAUGUGAGUGGGUAGACGUUUAUACUUGCAUGUGUAUGUGUGACAUGCCCUCGGAAUUACACGUGCAAACAAAGUGUAUUCACUGAAAAAAAAAAAAAAUUUAGAAAAAACAGUUUUUGAAAAGUGGAAACUGCAAACGCGUUAGAAAAGUGCUGCCUCUGCCGCAUAUAAACACAUAUACAAGCAGAGAGUGCAAAAUAUCAUAUUUGUAUAAGUGUGUGUUUGUGCGUGUGUGUGUAAAACUUACGUCAAACAAGGCAAGUGUGUCGUAAAUUGGUAAAGUUUAAAUGAAUUUGUUGUUACGAGCCCACAAAAAUAACACAAAAACAAACAAAGCACACACACACACACAAAAUCAAGCAAGCAAAGUCCUCCAUUUCAUUACUUUGCUUUAUUUCCAUUCCUCUGCCAUUCGGUAGGCUUUUACACUUGACAAAGCAAAAUUCGUCGCGAAUGCGGAAAAGUUUUCGUAAAGUGCCGUUGUGCGUGUAAAGUUUGUUGUGUCGUUCGUUGGUUGACGCGCGUCGCGCCUCAUCGUCGGUAUAAAUUGCUCGUGUGCAAAAAAGUGAACGUACUCGCAAGCGCUUGUUUCAUCCAUAAUUGCGUGUGUAUGUGUGUAGUUGUGUAGGUGCGUGUGUGUUAAGCACAUGUGUCGACUGUCAAAGACCUACUAACCAACUUGUGAGCAAAGCGGAAGCAGCAAAGUUUGUGCCCCAAAAGUGUGCACAACAACAACAGCUAGCAAAGCUGUUGAAUAUAUCGUUUUUUAUGAGCUGUAAACAAAUGAUAAAAAAAUGUAUGACCAAGGUAUUUCUUGGAAGAUUGAUACCGUCUUACAGUUCGUAUAAUAAAACCUUCAUACAGUCUGAGAGCAUAGUAAAACAACAUUGCCUCUUGCAGCUAACAAAGAGCGGAAUAGCUCAUAAAGUGAGCACCGAGUGCAUGUGAACGUGUGGAACGUGAUCGAUGACGGCAUACUCAUUUAAGUUGCCGCUUUGUAUGCUGCUGCUUACCACACUACUAAACACGACAGCAACAACCAGUAAAGAAACUCAACUAAAGAGAGACUACAGAAUAACAAGACGAUUUAUAGAAAUCGGUAGCGAACAAGCAUAUAUCGUAGAGCCAAGGCAACAAGAGCCAAUAUUAAUUGCGAAAGAGCGAUGGAACGUUAAAAGUGGUGCGGAGAAAAAUAUAAAAGAAAAAGGAAGUCGAGAUGAGUUAUAUCAGAAUAAGGAAAAGGCGGCGAAAAAAGUUUGGAGAAUAGAUCAAGUGCACAGAGAAAAUAAGGAGUAUAUAUCGGCUGAAAAAGAGAGUGAUGUGCAGUUUAGCAGAGUCACAAACCAAAGUGAUGUGAGAAAAGCAACACAAAACCAUGUGAAUGCGAAAACCAUUACUCUGCCUACAUUUUCCAAACAAAUUAUCACAGCUAGCACUCACAGCAACUCAAAACUCGACGGCAAAGCACUUACAUCUUCUCUUACCCUGCAGACACUCAACUCACCCAUAAACCAUAUCAGAGCUGCAUUAAGUCCACAAUGGGUGGCACCACGCGUUAAGAGGCAACAAGCUGCGCCUUCACACAAAACGCAGCAGAACGGUCUUCAAGGCGGCCUCGCCUCGUAUUCCAGCGCCAGUAACACAGCAGUGCACUAUAAUCCAUUGCCCGCUGUGCCCUUGCCACCACCGCCACCUUUUCCGGGUAAUUUCGCAAUUUCACCAUUUAGUGGUGGCGGCAAGCAAACAACAAGCGGUCACAACAUUUUGAAUGCCUUCGCAUUUGCCGGUAUCGGCAGUUCGUCCUCGGCUGUCUCACAUCAUCCGCGUAGUAAUUCGCUUUGUGGUGGCAUCCUCAAGUCGCGCUACGGCAACAUACAGACACCGAAUUUUCCGCACAAAUUCGCAACACCCAUCGAGUGUGUGUGGGUAAUUGAUGCCUCUGAGCUGCCAAUUACCACUUCUACAUCUGCAUCGGCUGGCGCGAGCGGCAGUGGUGGCAGCACCAACAUCUCAAUUAUCGUUUACCUAACGCAAUUGUAUGUUUUGGGCGGCCUCAAGUUCACCGAGUACAUGUACUAUUCGGAUGAUUAUAAGGUGCCGGCACAUCGUGUGUUCACACUCACUGAGGAUGACGUCACGCAGGUGGCAUGGGUGCAAUUUAGCAGCCAGUAUCUUGAGAUACGUUUCACGAUGCCAUCGUUGGAUGGCACACAUUUACGCGCCUUAGAUCGCCUGCUGGAUGUCUAUGGCUUCAAUAUUACCUACGAGGUGCAGCAGGAGGUGAAAGCCUAUCAGUGCAAUACGUUGCAGUGUCGAUUUCUCGGCCAUUGCUAUGCGAAGGCGGAUUACAGCUCCUACUAUUGUUCCUGCUUCCCCGGUUUCAGUGGCACAGAUUGCGGCCGUGGUCCAUUGUGCGAGGAUCCACAUACGAAUGUAUGUCAAAAUGGCGGCACAUGCAAACACAUUGGCGAUGCGGCCAUUACGUGCCACUGUCCGAGCGGCUUUAAGGGCACCAAAUGCGAAAUACCGGAAAUAAAUGAAAUGACAUUGGGUUGUACUUCCAAUUCCACAUCGAGUGACUGUCAUAAAGAAUGUGAUUUUGAACGCGCCGGUGAAGGCAUCACACUGCGAAAGGCUAGUAAAAUUAGUGCACGCAACGGUAAAACCCGUUAUGAAGUGACAAUACGCUUGGGCGCCAAUUUAACUGCCUUUUAUCGUAACAUGGAUCCCGAAAGGCGCCCAAGCGAUCAUCUACCGAGUUUGCUGGAAAGACAUCUCAUGCGCGUUUUACGCAAUUUCAAUAUCACAAAAAUCAGCGAUUUAGAAUUAAUCUCGAAUAGCACCGAUCGUUUAGACAUCACAUUUCACUUCUUUGGCGUGAAGGGCGAUUCGAAUCGCAUACGUGAAGCUAUCACGCGUAUGGUGGAACGUGGGCGUAUUGGAAAUAUUACGCUUGUUUCCAAUUACCAUUUAUUUGAUGAGAACCCACCGCUGAAUUUAUUGGAACUGACAAUUAAUCAAAAAUCAGCGAUUCGUGAAGACAGUGAAUUUAUAAUUUCAUGCACCGCCCAAGGAUCAUCGCGCAUGCAAUUCCAAUGGUACAAGGAUGGAGCGCGUGUUAACACAUCCAAGGCUAUAAGAGAAAUCUGGACCACCGUCUUACCACCGGAAACAAAAGACACCUUUACUGCCAUUUUGGGUAUCACCAAAGCCAGCCGCAUGGACGAAGGCAUUUACACGUGCAAGGUCACCGAUUGGGGCAUCGAACAGUGUCGCUCACUACAUGUGCAUAUCAAAACGCCGCCACGCCUACGCGUCGAUCCCGCCAGUGUGACAUUGCAACGCGGAGAUGCGCUGCGUGUGCGUUGCCUCUCCCCCGGCAAUGACGACAUUAAGCGCUACGCACAACUCGGUUACAGCUGGACACGUAACGGUGUGCUCUUUCAAUCGAAUCCCGCCACAGUGAUGUGGGAAGAUCUUUAUCCCGAUGGAAGCAUACUGAAAAUUAACAACAUACAGAAAUCCGCCGAGUACACAUGCAUUGUCUCCAACACUGUACGGCCGGUAUCGAAGAGCGUCUACAUUACAGUUAUCGACCGCAAUGCGGUACGUGUGUGCCACAGUGACACGCUGUACGGUGUCCGUUGGCCGACAAGUGCACCAGGCGCCGCCAUUGUUGCUGACUGUCCGCGCGGAUUCGAGGGCCACUCGCGGCGCAUUUGUGAAAGCCGCGAUACGGGAAAUUCGACAUGGCUGUUACCCGAUUUUUCGCUUUGCGUACAUGAUCAACUUUUGCUGAUUUACAAUAAGUUUCGUGCACUAAGCGCCGGCUACCAGCAGACCAACUCAUCGGCUAUACUGAAGGCCUGCUUCGCAUAUACGGCCAAGCGGCAUAAGCGGUUUCUACCCGGCGAGGCGGGCUUUCUCAUCGAUAUGCUGCAUGAGGUCGAUACGUAUCUGCAACUAAAGGGCACACAGCUGGAACGUGAGAUGGCAGCCGAAAUAAUUUUGCACAUUCUCGACAAAGUCAUGCAAAAUACACAAUCACUUAAUAGCCAACAGCAAAUUAAAAAAUUGCAACUCUUAACACAAUCCGCAGCGUUGAACCGUGAAACAAUUGCAGCAUCUCAAUUAGCAACAUCAACAUCAUCCACGUCAGCAGCAGCUGCGGCAGCGGCAGCAGCAGCAACAGCCGACAAUAGUGCCAUAUCAUCAGUAUCCGCAGCCGGCGCUUCAGCUUCAGCGACAACAACACAAACAGAAAUUACUUCAGGCGCGGCAACAGCUGGUGGUAAUGCCAUGUCACCGGCACGCUCCUCCGCCACCGCAGCGAAUUCGGCGCUGGCAACACUACUGCGCAACGAUGCCGCCACUGUUGGUGGUGGCGGUGGUAGUGGCAGUGGCAAUGGCAAUGCUGUUGCUGGCAGCAGCAUUCUCACGGUCGAUGAGGAUUCACUGUCGUUGGAUCGUCUAAACUCGCUGCGCAUCUAUAUGACUUCGGUGAAAACGUUGCCGUUUAAUUUGAGGAUCUACGGCGAUGAUUUGUUCGCGGAUCAACUUUACAUGGACAUCGGACUCUCCAAUCGGCUGCUCAACAUAAUGGCCAACUCGACGAUAUUCGCAUCGGUUAUCUCGUAUAAAAAUUUAAAAAGUUUUCUACCAAAAACUUACUACACACGCGGCAGUGACCCCAAAGGGUCCGAUUACAUUCUGGCUUCACGCAUACUACAAACAUGGCUCUUCCAAUCGAACCGCUCCAACGAUAAUUUACGAGAACCAUUCGAUUUACCAUUCGAAGCCGGCCAUGUGGAGAUCAUAUUUCAGCACGAAGUUGCACCAAAGGAUGGCGAUUGGGUGGCCGUGUGUGGACAUGACUACAAAGCUUCCUUUGAGUCAACUUGGCGCUCGGAUUUAUGUAUCACCAAGCAUCUGAUGACAAAUAUAACGCGCUGUAUAUGUCCAUUGUCCGGCACAUACGUAGUCAUGCUUACGAAACGUAAUAACAAUUCACAACCCGUUUCGCCCACACAACGCCCACUCUUCGUGAUUAUCAGCUGCGCUUGUGGUUUAUUGCAGUCCUGUUCGGCUUUUCUCAUACUUCUGCCAAUUUGGUUUAACCGCAAGUGCGCGAUAACAUUUCUCAAAAUGCAAUUUUGUGUCUCCACAUCGAGCAUAAUGAUAAUUUUCCUGCUGGGAUUCUUAAAAAUGUUGCCAGAGAAUUGGCAGGCGGUUGUCAACUCAUCGCUCGCCUCACUGCUGCUGCUCGGCGUCUCGACCACCAUUGCGAUUGCGUUGGUUGUAAAUUCCGAGUUGGUGCCGAAAAAAAUGUUGCAUAUCAAUAAAAUGUCUACGGCAACAGCCGCAAGUGCACGCGCAACGACAAUAAAAAAGGAACAACAACAACAAAUUCAUCAUAAACAACAACACGACUUGAAUAUGCGACAUAACUCUACAAGUGGCAAUGACAAUGGCAAUGGCGCGCCUAUGACCGACGCCUCUCCCGCAACCACCAUCGACGCGCAUAGCUUGAGCGCCACCACAAACAUUACGCAAAUCAGCAAUAGCAACAACAGCAGUGUGGGCGUAGGCGUCGGCGCCAGCUUCGCCCUUAUAGGCAGCAAUGACAAUAGCAUAACCAGCGACGGCAGUGCCACCGCCACCAGUCGACGUGUGGGCAGUGUUUCGGGCGCGGCAGCAGCACGCUCUGCGGCGCUGGUACAAGAGCUCUAUUUUCCGGUUAGUGUACGCGCCGUCAUCGGUAUUAGUUGGCUGCCGCCGCUGCUCUAUGCCAUCGCAGUGCCGCUGAUAUGCAGCAUUAUUGGCAAAUGGCCACGCAAUUGGUGGCUUGAAGUGAUGAGCAAUACAACUGCGAGUACGACAACAACAACAACAAGCACAGCAACGUCCGGCGCUAUGUUUGGUAUGCCACAUGGUUUGUCGCAUACAUUCGGUGGCGGAUAUAGUGACGGAAGUGAUUACUUAGUGGCGAAUAUGGCGCCCUCACCGUCACCCGCAUCGUCGUUAAGUUUGAAGGUUGAACCAAGUCACGCAGCCAACCAAAGCAAUGAUGUGUAUGGCGUGUUGGCGAGUACAAUAAGCGACAGCAUCUUAGAGGCGGCAUCAGUCACAGCUGCUGAGAUUACAACCGCUGCCAACGGUAUAUUAACAACAGCUAGCGCUGUUACUGCCACUAUCACGAAUAGCGCCAACAACAAUAACGUCACCACUGCUGCGUCCUCCGCAAGCGCCUCUACAUCGACGACCUUCUCCAUUGCCGGCUGGCAUAACAACUUCCAACCGGCAGCUAUCUCCGCUUCCGCCACCGCUGCUGCCUAUCACGGUGACUUCGCGGCGUACACCGACUCAGACUACGUUGAACUGGAGUCACAGCUUACGGGCGACGGUAGUAACGUGCCAUCACUCAGUUUCAUUAUAUUUCUUUGCGUCGAUUUACUUUUCGUUUUGCUCUUUUUUGCGCUCUUCGUCAUUUUAAUCAAGAAACUUUUAUGGCUGUGGCAUAAAAAUCGAAAUAUUCACGCGCAUCCGCAGGAUAAGUUCAAUGUGGCCAUGCGUAGACGCAUUGGCCUAAUUUACCGCACCGGUUGUUUGCUGUUAAUGAAAUUAUCAACGGAUGCAUUAUUCAUAGCAUAUGUAAAUUCAACACAAAAUUCAUGGUGGUCCUAUCCGUUUGGCAUAUCUUGUAUAUUGUUGGGUUUCUCUAUCCUUUAUUGCUUUGUUAUAAAAGCGGAGAGCAGUUUACGCGCGCCGCCAAGCAGCAGCGGCACGUUAAAGAAGAAGCUCAGCUCGAGUAAGACUAGUUUGGAUGACAACUAUUGUACGGGCACCAUAAAUAGUCCGCUCAGUUUUUACGCGAGCCAUGAAAAGGAGAAGGAGAAUGAAAGCGGCGCGCCGGUAACAACACUACUAGCAGCGCCCCCACCACCACCGCAACAGCUUGAAAUCUCCAGUGGCGUGCAACUGCCACUCACAAUUAUACCCACCGCGCAACAGCGUUGCCCACUGCUGCCCACAGCCUCCGCGUCUACAGUGAGCAGCAGCGUCAAAACGUUCCUGAAUGCAGCCAGUCUGGAGCGCAAGCUGCCGCCACAUGUCAGCUGCCUGCAAGAGACGGCCGCCGCGGCGAUGACCUCGCCAGCAACGAGAUGCUGCAACAUACUAGGCGGCAGCAGUAGCAGCAAUGCGGCUGCCACAGUAACAUCGACCGGUGUAGUGGGCGGUGGCGUUGUGGUCACCACCGGCGGCAUGGGCUAUUAUGACGCCUACGGUGCGGGCAUACAACUCGGCGGCAUGACGGGCAGUUUGAACAGGCGACAACUGCACGUCGCAGCAGCAGCUACGGAAUUUGUCGGUCUGGAGACUUUGGAUAUACUGCAGGGCGUGGCGCCACCAGACACAAUUAUUGGCAUAUGUGGCAGCGCGCUCCCCGCAGGAAUGUCAUACCAUCAACUGCAGCAGCAUCACAGCCUGCCGCGCCACCACACCACAGCACUGCAGCAACACCUCACAGCAAACGCAACUGGUCAGCAACAUGUUGCGCAACAUCACAAGCCCUACAUGGACGCCACAAUGUUGCCACCGCCAACAAUCGUAUCGAUAAGCAGCGGUCUGCCGCUACCCACUACCAUGAAUUAUGCGAAAAGCAGCGGUGAGUCAGCCAACUCACCACAACAACAACCACAAGCGCCACCAACCACACUAACCAGCAUCAUCAGUACAACAACGGCAACAACGCAAACACCAAAAGCGCAAAAGCGGGUCACCAUUAUGGAACCCACAACGCACACUUUCGAUCCACUGCUGCCCACAAUGGUGGCCGUUUCCGGUGUGGCAACGCCUGCGGCACAUCAUCGCCUGGUGACAGCAACACCAACGCCCAUUAUAACAAUUACCAGCAACACAACGGCGGCGACAGGCGAUUGCGUGGCCAGCGCAGGCAACAUAAGUGGAAGCGAUUCGACGCAGAGCGCUGGUGUCGACGCAGCAGCAACAGCAGCGGAAAGCAGCUCGUCACCCGAAGAUGAGAACUCGAUGACCGGCAUGUUGGAUCGCAUAACGCAUGAUCUGGAUUAUCUGCUGAAUCGCACGAAUGAUGCGCCACCAGAGUCGCCGUUGGGAGAUGCUGAAGUGUUGGCGGUGGGCACGGCAGCCACGUCAGUGGCGACGAGCGCCACCACAGCAGUAGCUUCCACGCUGACCAUCAGCCAGGAUACUGUGGAGCAGUUGUAAGGAAGCUAAGAUAUGUGGGUAGAUAAACUGAAAGAUUUUUAGAACUACUUUUGGAUUAUUUAGUGAAGUAAAUACUAUUUUUAAGUGUGUUUAGUUGUCACUAAGCAUUUUGUUCCUGUCACUUUUUUGACUAUUUACUGUACAGUAGCUCUUAAUGCUUAGUAAUGUAAUCUGAAAGAUAUUAUGUAAGCAUUAAUAUUAAUGGUUGUCUUUGUAAAUAAAAAAAAAACUAUUUAGAAUCUUAAGAUUUACAACUUUUUUAUAUAGCUAUCCAAAUACUAAAUAAAAAUGGCUCUAAAGAGAGCUUUCGAAUUUAUUGCAUAAAAAAAUAGGCAAAUGGUAUAAUUUUAGAUUAGUUGAUGUGUAUAUUAUAAAAAAUAGUUAAAAAGUUAUUGAAGUAAGUAAUCUAUAUAAUUAUAGUUAUUUAAAAAAAUUAAAAUUUUUUCGAAGCAUUUACGCAACUUUUCAAGGCAGCUACAACUACAAAUUAUAUCAAAUUAAAUUUAAUUUGAUUAUAUUUUGCUCUCAAAUUUUCGAGUUGAAAUCUGUUAAAUUAUGUCGAAUGGGGACUAUUUUGUAGGCGACUACAUUAAUGUAUGCGAAUGUAUACAAAUUUUUUUCAAAAACGAAAAUUAUCGUUAUUUUUCGAUUAUACAUACGUAUGCUGUUACUAAACAAUAGUCGGGUGGGUCGAAACUCGGAGGAAAGGUUGAAGAGGAAUUUUUUGUGAAUAGCUCUACCUCAAGCAUAGCUGUAGACUACCAGAUUACUGUAACGAUUUUCAAGCAGAGGUGGCUGCCACUAGUGUAGUGAUAAAUAUAUUGUUCCGAAGUACUGCCUCUUUCAGGGCGGUGAGGAUUCUCUCCGACAGCUGAGAGGCAAUACUAGCUUUGAGCUCGCUCACGGUUUGCUCAGAGUUAGUUAAGAAGUGGGUGACCUCACUAUCGAUAGCAUCAAGCUACUUUAUUAUCAGACUUGGCUGGAUACCUGGUCACACCGAGAGCGCUGGAAACUGCAGAGCCGAGAAAGGGUACCCUGUUCCUGAUAACAUCGGAUUGUGAACAAGUUCUUCUUGCUGUUCAACAACAAGAGCUUCUGUUCGACUGCGAAAUACUUUUGGCCUAGUGCGGAACACAGGAGAUCCACUGAAGUCGUUGCUAACAGUAAGGUAAGGCUAAAAAUUUUAUCGGACACUAACUGUCAAAGUAUUUAGUAUUGAACUAGGUGAGGUAGAAACAACUAGGCACUCUCUUUUGUCCAUAUUUUGCAAGACUGAGGUUCAGCUGUCAAAUUUUUCGGUGAACCCGAAAGAGCCUAAAUUGAUUUUGUCCACCUCAACAAAUGUGUAGCAGGCACAAAUUGCCACUGUGUCGAUUUUUGAGAGUAUUUUCGAUUAAUACUUAGUAGUAUUUAUAUAUGUCAAUGGACCGACGGCCUUUUAACCUAACCUAAACAAUAGUCGUAUGGAACCCGUAUAGUACCUGCAAACAGGUAUUCUGAUGACACGUCUACUGAUCAAGACUCGCCACUUAGAGUUGUAAGUCUAACCUAUAUCUUAAAUUAUCCAGUUAGAUGCAUGAUUCAAGACCACGCUCUCAAACUUUCGAGUUGAAAUCUGUUAAAUUACGAAAGUUAUCGGCUGUUUGGUGGAGCGAUGUCAAGCGCGCUGGCCCGCCAUGUCCUGACACAAACGCGUUUUCCUCAAAACCACGUUUUUGGAGUUUGUGGAAGUCUGACAUGGCGCGAAAAUGGUGCAAUCGCACUGAAAUUUCUUACACAUGUUCAUCAGAAGUUUGUGCAUCCGUGGUACUGGAAUUUGCCGAAAAUAUUGAAAAUUAUUCAUUUAAAAAAAUAAUUAAUAACAAAAAAGGGGCCAAAAAUUGAUUUUUUCUCUUUCUAAUAGCCGUGCAUCCUCUUGCUUAAAAUGAAUGAAAUCAGAGCAAUAUUUCCACUUGUUCAAUAUCAAGUUUCACCAACACCUGAAGGUAUUUGCCCGGCUUUGAUCCUUGCAAUUUUAGUCGAUUUUGGCUCAUUUGUCUCAGAGAAAUCACUUACGCAAAUAUGAAAAAUGUAGUUUCGAGAAAAUGUCUUUCGAGAUAAACUGAUGGAGCUGAUUGAACUUAAGGCGGUUACUUAAAAAAUAUUUGAGGCAGCUAUUUAAAAUUUUAGUAUGUUAUUUUUAAAGGUAUAGCCUUUAGUUAAAGAUAGUUCUUCUUUAAAUUUAACACUAGGUGUGGCGCACUAAAUCGGAGCAAACGGCUAAUGACUUACGAGUAUUUUAAAUGGUUAUCUGCUAAAUCAAAUUAGCUAUUUAGUUGUAAUGAAUUUGCAAAUUUUAAUUCAAUAAUUUAAUUUGAUUUCAUAUUGCUUCAGGUUAUAGAUUUUCAAAAAGUUUGUUUAAAAAACUGUAUAUUAUAAACUAAAUGUAUAUGAUGUAUUUUUCAAAUGAAAUUGUGUACUCACAAUCAAAAACACAAAAUCAAACAGGCCAACUAUUGCCGGCGAGAAAUUUAUAAGAGCAAAAGUCAUAAAAAUAUGUGAUAAAAUUGAUAGAAAAAAGUGUAAAAUCUGCUUAAAUUAAAUAAUCAAAUAAUAAGUGACACUUAGGAAUUACAUAUACACUUACAUUAAUAUAACAAAAAAAA
Bactrocera oleae (olive fruit fly) is the source of this 11784-nucleotide messenger RNA. The record is from RefSeq and is a predicted model, not a curated record. NCBI's taxonomy places the organism in Eukaryota, Metazoa, Arthropoda, Insecta, Diptera, Tephritidae.